Messenger RNA from Phyllotreta striolata, 1786 nucleotides. The record is from the annotation of a GenBank genome assembly. Lineage: Eukaryota; Metazoa; Arthropoda; Insecta; Coleoptera; Chrysomelidae.
AAGUAAAAAAGAAGAAAAUGUAAGGUUAUGGGAAAAGAAAGUAUUUUGAAGUAUUUAUGUUGUUUUUAUAAUUAGAGUUAAUUUAAAUGGGGCAAUUUGAUUAAAUAGUUUACUUUACAAUGAAAACUGAGAAUGUUGUUCAUACAGGUGAUCCUGUGUGGACACAAAACGUUGACUUAUUACCUCCUGAGGAGUGUCUUCCAGUUAUAGGAAGUACGCAAGUAUCUUCCAUUCUACAACAUUUAGAUCCAACCAAUACGGCUAAUGGCGCUCAAAACAUGGACCUGAUUAUAAUGCCUCAAACCAACUUUAAAAUACCUUCUGUAGAAAAUCCUUUCCCUCUAUCAAGUAACUACAUAAUCGUAAAAGAGAACAGUGAAGACAAGAACGAAAAGUCAUCAUUGACCAUUGAAAAACCGAAGAAAAAGAACAAUUACGAAAAUAUGUUGUAUUUCGUUUGCAAUCUAUGCCCGUUUCUGUGCACAAAAGACUCUAAAAUAGCCGAGCAUGUGGAAAAUUGCCAUAAAAAUAAGACGACUGUAAAACAACCACAAUUGAAAUGUCCUGCUUGCUCAAACAUAUUUUAUCACAGGAUGUCUCUUAAAGCUCACCUCAUACACGAUCACAGCGUAUCCAACUCUGACUUAUCCUAUAUAAUUCAAGCUAUUGUAUACUACUCUAAUAAAACCAAAAAAGGAGAAAACAAACCGAAAUUAUCACCUAAUAAACCGCCAAUUGAAGACAACGUCAACUCGAUAUGUUUGGAUAAUGUAGAGACUCCUUCGAAUCUACAAUACAAUUCGAAAUCCUUUUUCGAAAGCCUCGCCAAAACGUCCGAAAACACUCCAACAAACGCCAACAACAGCGUGAAAAGAACCAAAAUAUGCCCACACCCGGGUUGCAAAAUCAAACUCCCGGACGCCAGCAAAAUGAGCUAUCACCUGUCCUGUCACGCUGGAGAAGGUUACAUCUGCUGCGAGUGCACAGAGAAGUUCCAAUCGUGGCGGCUGCUCAGCUCCCACAUUUGGCGGCUGCACAAGAUCGACACCGGCCUGUACUCCUGCGACAAAUGCAAUUACAAAACCUACAGCCUAUCCAAGCUGAACAACACUCACAAACUCAUCCACGGCGACGUUAAGAAUUUCUCGUGCGAUCAGUGCGGCAAGGCCUUCAAGAACAACAAGCAACUGAACAAUCACAAGCUGACACACAAAGACAAAUCCAAUAAGCUGGCUAACGUCUGCGAGGAGUGCUCGAAAGCUUUCGCAGAUCGAAGGCAACUGAGGAUACACAAAGAUGUGGUGCAUAAGAAGUUGAGGCCUUUUUUGUGCAAUUUUUGCGGGUAUAAGAGCUCGUCGAGGAAUUCUUUGAAAAUUCACAUUAGGCAACAUACAGGUGAAAAGCCGUUCUCUUGUUCGACCUGUUCAUAUACAACGUCAGAUCACAAUUCGUUGAGAAGACAUAAACUCAGGCAUACAGGUGACAAGCCGUACAAGUGCAAAUAUUGUUCGUACGCGUGCAUUCAAAGUAGCACAUACAAAACUCAUCUGAAAACCAAACAUCCCGGUAUGGAAAAGGACCUCAUGUUUGCCUGUGGCGAAUGCCAAUUUAGAUCCGUCAAUAAGGAUAUGUAUACGUCACAUGUGGCAACAGUUCAUGGCUUGAAACCGUCUUGAUAAUAGCAUUAUAAUACCAAGAAAUUAUGGAAGGAAAUGAAGAAAUUUUCAGAUGGAUUUGUACCUUAUCAAUUUUAAAUUACAGACUACUACACGACUUACAAUUUUGC